Setaria italica (foxtail millet) is the source of this 1737-nucleotide messenger RNA. RefSeq names its product beta-carotene 3-hydroxylase, chloroplastic. Gene Ontology annotation, biological process: carotene metabolic process; xanthophyll biosynthetic process. Gene Ontology annotation, cellular component: chloroplast. Lineage: Eukaryota; Viridiplantae; Streptophyta; Magnoliopsida; Poales; Poaceae. The coding region runs from base 429 to 1358 and encodes 309 amino acids. Gene Ontology annotation, molecular function: iron ion binding; beta-carotene 3-hydroxylase activity. The record is from RefSeq and is a predicted model, not a curated record. The transcript is spliced from 6 exons.
AGGAAGGAAAGAAAGAUGCCUCUGCCUUUCAUUCCCUUCCUAAAAUACGGAGCAGAGCUGGCCGUAAAAGGCAGGGGAGGUGAGUCAGCUCGCAUCGCGUGCCGUCUCGGCGUCCCCUCCUCCUCGCUCGCUCGCGCCAUCCUUCCUAUCCUAGUAUAAAUAAAAGGCAGCCGCGGCCGCUCCGGCCGGCGCUCGUCCCGGAUUUCCAUGCCCGCGAGCUGUUGACCUCGCUGCCCGCCAGCGCCAACGACGACGACGACUCCGGCCCACUUGUUUGCCCUCCGCACAUCCCGUGCGCCGAGGCCCCGACCGCACGGUCAUCCACGCGCCCAAAACUAGUCGGCCCGGCGCAGAACCAGCGAUCCCUGUCGAGCCGCUGUCCGUGUCCGCUUCUUCACUCACUGGUAACCGCCUGCGAACAGCCAGCCAUGGCCGUCGCGAGGCUGGUGGCGGCGGCUCCAUUCCCUGUGGCCGCGUCGCGCGUCCGGGCGGCCCGUCCGGCCGCGUCCCGCGCGGCGCCGCGGCUGGCGUUCGCGCCCCUCGCGGUGCGCGCGGCGGCCCGAUGCGCCGUGCCCGCGCGCGCGCGCGUGGUGGCGGACGACGACGAGGCCGCCGUCGGCGGCACCGGCGGCGAGGAGGAGGCGGACGCCGGCGAAGCGGACACGGAGGCGGAGGCCGCGCGGCUGGCGGUGGCGGCGCGCGCGGCGCGGAAGCAGUCGGAGCGGCGGACGUACCUGGUGGCGGCGGUGAUGUCCAGCCUCGGGAUCACGUCCAUGGCCGCCGCUGCCGUCUAUUACCGCUUCGCCUGGCAAAUGGAGGGAGGCGAGAUCCCGGUGACGGAGAUGGUGGGCACCUUCGCGCUUUCGGUGGGCGCCGCGGUCGGGAUGGAGUUCUGGGCGCGGUGGGCGCACCGUGCGCUGUGGCACGCCUCGCUGUGGGACAUGCACGAGUCCCACCACCGGCCGCGCGACGGGCCCUUCGAGCUCAACGACGUCUUCGCCAUCGUCAACGCCGUGCCGGCCAUGUCCCUCCUGGCCUACGGCUUCUUCAACCGGGGCCUCGUCCCUGGUCUCUGCUUCGGCGCGGGGCUGGGGAUCACGCUGUUCGGGAUGGCGUACAUGUUCGUGCACGACGGCCUCGUCCACCGCCGCUUCCCCGUGGGGCCCAUCGAGAACGUGCCCUACUUCCGCCGUGUCGCCGCCGCCCAUCAGAUACACCACAUGGACAAGUUCCAGGGCGUGCCCUACGGCCUCUUCCUCGGCCCCAAGGAGCUGAAGGAGGUGGGAGGGACUGAGGAGCUGGAGAAGGAGAUCAAGAAGAGGAUCAAGAGGAAAGGGACCUUAGAUGCCAUCCAAUAAGACCUGCUUUGCUACAUACCUGAAGAAGCAGCGCAUUUCGCUGUUUUUUUGCAUCUUCGGCUUUCACAUUAGAUCUUUCGCAUCUCCUAGUGCUUCGAUGUAGCCCUUAUAUAUACCACUAGUGUGUGUAUUGUCUCCUUUCUGUCAAUAGAAGAGCAGAGGAAUAACCUAGUUACAGGUGGCAGCUCAUGCAUGAUUCUUCUUGAUUGGGACGGGACGGUGGAGCCGUGGAGCACACUGCUGCUCUGCUGCUGGGGGUUUCAGGCUUACCACUGCUGAUCGUGUAGUGUCCUCUGUAUGGAUUGUACAGCAGCGAUGUCCGGCCGCUGACAGUGGCCCUCCUUUUUCGUGUCUUGUUAAAACAACAGUGGCAUUACGU